This is a messenger RNA of Carlito syrichta (Philippine tarsier), 1166 nucleotides long. RefSeq names its product chromosome unknown C12orf10 homolog (gene MYG1). NCBI's taxonomy places the organism in Eukaryota, Metazoa, Chordata, Mammalia, Primates, Tarsiidae. Gene Ontology annotation, cellular component: cytoplasm; nucleus. The transcript has 7 exons. The record is from RefSeq and is a predicted model, not a curated record.
GGCGCAUGAAUCGCCGCUUUCUGCGCGGGGUCCUAGCGCUCUUUCCGGCGCCGCCGCCCCUCCGAACCCGGCACCGCAUGCUCAGCCCGGAGUCCAUCCCACCCUCCAAACGACCUCGCAGCCCGAGCACCUCUCCUGCCCGCACCGCUUCCCCUGGAGGCCCAGCGUUUGGCCCCUACCCGCGCGACCCCCUGGCCGCUCUUUGACCUCCUCUGUGCCCGCAGGAUGCAGAGAUUGUGCGGACCCGGGAUCCCGAAAAACUGGCUUCGUGUGACAUCGUGGUGGACGUGGGUGGCGAGUAUGACCCUCAGAGACACCGAUAUGACCAUCACCAAAGGUCUUUCACAGAGUCCAUGAGCUCCCUGCGUCCUGGGAAGCCAUGGCAGACCAAGCUGAGCAGUGCAGGACUCAUCUAUCUGCACUUCGGGCACAAGCUGCUGGCGCAGUUGCUGGGCACUAAUGAAGAGGACAGCACAGUGAGCACCAUUUAUGACAAGAUGUACGAGAACUUCGUGGAGGAGGUGGACGCGGUGGACAAUGGGAUCUCGCAGUGGGCAGAGGGGGAGCCUCGAUACGCACUGACCACUACCCUGAGUGCCCGGGUUGCUCGGCUUAACCCUACCUGGAACCAGCCCAACCAAGACACUGAGGCAGGGUUCAAGCGUGCAAUGGACCUGGUUCAAGAAGAGUUUCUGCAGAGACUAGACUUCUACCAACACAGCUGGCUGCCAGCCCGGGCACUGGUGGAAGAGGCCCUGGCCCGGCGACUUCAGGUGGACUCAAGUGGGGAGAUAGUGGAGCUGGCAAAAGGAGGGUGCCCCUGGAAGGAGCAUCUCUACCACCUGGAAUCUGGACUGUCGCCGCCAGUGGCCAUCAUGUUUGUUAUCUACACAGACCAGGCUGGACAGUGGCGGGUACAGUGUGUGCCCAAGGAACCCCACUCAUUCCAAAGCCGGCUGCCUCUGCCAGAGCCGUGGCGGGGCCUUCGGGAUGAGGCCUUGGACCAGGUCAGUGGGAUCCCUGGCUGUAUCUUCGUCCAUGCCAGCGGCUUCAUCGGUGGGCACCGCACCCGAGAAGGUGCCUUGAGCAUGGCCCGUGCCACCUUGGCCCAGCACCCACACCUCACACAGAUCUCCUAGUCCAAUAAAAAUUGUAUCUCAUCCUGA